Messenger RNA from Perognathus longimembris pacificus (Pacific pocket mouse), 936 nucleotides. RefSeq names its product olfactory receptor 2Y1. Gene Ontology annotation, molecular function: G protein-coupled receptor activity; olfactory receptor activity. The record is from RefSeq and is a predicted model, not a curated record. Gene Ontology annotation, cellular component: membrane. Lineage: Eukaryota; Metazoa; Chordata; Mammalia; Rodentia; Heteromyidae. The transcript has a single exon. The coding region runs from base 1 to 936 and encodes 311 amino acids. Gene Ontology annotation, biological process: G protein-coupled receptor signaling pathway.
AUGGGAAGUUUCAAUACUAGUUUUAGGGAAGGCUUCAUUUUGGUGGGCUUCUCAGACUGGCCUCAACUGGAAACCUUUCUUUUUGUGUUUAUUUUGAUUUUCUACUGCCUAACUAUCUUUAGCAACACCACCAUCAUCGCUCUCUCCCGACUGGACCUUCGACUGCACACGCCUAUGUACUUCUUCCUCUCCCACCUCUCCUUCCUGGACCUCUGUUUUACCACCAGUACUGUUCCCCAGCUUCUGAUCAACCUUCGUGGAUUUGACAGGACCAUCACCUAUGGAGGGUGUGUGGCCCAACUGUACAUCUACCUGGCCCUGGGCUCCACUGAGUGCAUGCUCCUGGUGGUCAUGGCCUUUGACCGCUAUGUCGCUGUGUGCCGUCCACUCCACUACAUGACUAUUAUGCACCCCUGUCUCUGCCACACACUGGCUAUCUCGUCCUGGGUGGGAGGUUUUGUGAACUCAAUGAUUCAGACAAGUCUUGUGAUGACCAUGCCUCUCUGUGGCCGUCGACUGAAUCACUUCUUCUGCGAGAUGCCUGUCUUCCUGAAGUUGGCCUGCGAGGACCCGGGAGGAACUGAGGCCAAGAUGUUUUUGGCUCGAGUCAUAGUUGUUGCCCUUCCUGCAGCUCUGAUUCUAGGUUCUUAUGUACACAUUGCACAGGCAGUGCUGAAGAUCAAGUCGACGGCUGGGCGCAGAAAAGCUUUUGGUACUUGUGGGUCCCACCUCUUGGUGGUUUUCCUUUUUUAUGGCUCAGCCAUCUACACCUACUUACAACCCAUCCACACUUAUUCUGAGAAGGAGGGAAAAUUUGUUGCACUCUUUUAUACUAUAAUUACUCCCAUUCUCAAUCCUCUGAUUUAUACGUUAAGAAACAAAGAUGUGAAGGGAGCUCUGUGGAAAGUACUAAGAAGAGGCAGAGACUUGGGCUAG